AUAUGUUGGUCUAGAGAUGGUUCCUGUUCACGCUGCUGCCCUGGUGGAUAGGGAACCAUUACUUAAUAUAGUACAUAAGGAACUUAAGAAUAUUGGGCUUAACCCUAAACUUGAGACCCCUAAGCCCCCUAAACGGUCCCUUGUACCGUUUUCCACCCCUGGAGGGGGCUCCACCCCUGCACCACCCACAGGUCGUAUAUUUGGGAAAAGAUUAACUGAGUUGUCCAAGUUAUUGGUUAGCUUGGAUCCACAUACAGAUGUUUUGGUUCCCAAGUUCUUGGUUUCAGCCUGCGGAUUCAUCCAGGAAAACUUGAAUACUGAAGGAAUUUACAGGCUCGCUGGUUCAAAUGCAAGACAAAAAACCAUUCGUAGAGAGCUUGAGUGCAGUGAGAAAGACCUUCAUGAGGUGUCUCCAACUCCUUCAGUUCUUGAUGUUACAAAUCUUCUCAAACAAUUUCUUAGAGAGCUUCCUGUUCCCCUUCUCCCCCUUCACUUUCAUUCCCUUCUUGCUGAUGCUCUUAAUAAGAGUGAAUCUAGUCUGCUUCUAACCCUGCUGCUGCUUCCUAUUGAGCAUCUCUCCUGUUUAUCCUACCUGUGUCGACAUCUAGCCGAGGUGGCGGAUAACAGUGCUAGAAACAAGAUGACCGUCAAUAAUCUGGCGAUUGUUCUUACUCCUUGCCUUUUCCCUAUACAGGAUAGUUAUGUUGCUCCUGGAGCUAACAAAGACAGAAGAUUUGCUGAUGGAGAGAAGAAAUUAAAGAUUCAUACCGCCAUUGUUGAAGCUUUCAUCACAAAUUCAAACCAGUUGGGAUUUUUGACUGGUUCUGUUUACGAUCGAUAUCUAGCAGCAGUUUCUCAAUCAUCAGACGAUAAUUUAGAUGAGGAUAGCGGACCCAGUAAAAGAAAAGGCAAAAAGAGAAUUCGUCGUCGUUCAGGAAGUUUAUCUCGAGUUCUCUCUGUUAUGGGGAAAGGUAUUCGAGCAAUGGCCCGGACCACCACAACACCCAAUAAAGGUCAGACGGGCUCGAUUCACUCCACGCCACUUCCACAGUUUGGCGCCACUCCUGACUACCCCUCACCAAGAGGUCAACCCAAACGGAAAGCGCCUGAACAUGAGCUGUCCCCAGCGACGAAGUCGCAUAAAAGAGGAUUUGAGUCGACAUUUACCCCGAAAAUGAGAACGCGGUCUUUUUCGGUCAAGAGAUUUAAACGGAAGAAAUCUGAGGGAAAAUUGCCGAAGGAGACGUUUGUGACGCAUACUAAACUUAGUUGUACGCCGCAUCAGCGUACACCGAUGUCGCAAACAUUACCAACAGCUAUGCCCGUCUUAGCAAGCAUUAGCAAUCUUCAUAUUACGCCAUUGCAAUUAAAGUCUGGGACAAUUUUUUCCGAUGCAAAUCUUCAGUAUGAAGCUAAUUCACAGUUUGAGAAUGAAUACGCAGAGGUUAAGGCCCAGUAUCAGGAUCUUAAGGAGGAAGUGCGUAUGUUAGAAGAGUCAAGGAGGGAGGAUUCGAUGCUGGCUGAUGAGGAUGAAGAAGCGAGGCUUGACAAUAAUGUCGAUGCUCUCCAGAUAGUUGAAGAAAGGUAUGAGGUUGCUAAAGCUAAUGGUGGAACACUAGACAAGGAAUCCAGGGAUACUGCUCGCCAACUGGCCAGAGUGAAACGGCGGUCUAGUGAAAACAAGAAACCCCGGUCCCCUUCUCAACGUCGCAUCGGAGUUAUUAGAAGAAAAAGCAAGGAGAGAGAGGAGAAACUAAACCGUCGGCCGAGCCCUGGUCAAGAUGUUAGCCCAAGAGAGCGUGGUCGAAGCCCCGGUCCUAGGCGGGCACUCAACAAGUCCCCGGUCACCAAGAUUCCACUCACCCCCCUACUCAAUGAGUCGGGCAUCAAGGGGAAGCUUUUAAGAGGACGGCCCAAUACUACAACCUCAGGACUUGAGAAACCCUCUCCAGUCACUGUUGUGGGCCCUCAGGGUAAUAUUAGGAUUAAGAAUAGCUUUAAGAGCAAGGAUAGAGGAGCUAUUCGUGCAAUUGCCCCUGCUCCCAAAAUUCAAAGCCCUGUCACCAGAUCAAUCAGCCAGUCCGAUUCUAUCUCUAGUUUAAGAUCAUAUAUUCACGAUAUUAUUGAGAAAUCCUUCAGCACUGGCAAUGUGUCGGAGGACAAUGUGUUUGGUUCGGAUGAUACUCUGGAUGGAACAUUUCGACAGUCCUCUCGUGAGGAUGUGCAAGAGCUUUCAUCACAAAUGGAAAAUGUAUCUUUUAACUCCGACAUUUCUUCAAUACCGGCAGAUUUUAUGAAGCAAGAGAGUUCUUUAACACGUAGCCAACUUAGACGACAAUCCCAUUCUUUUGAGUUCACCAAACCUUCUGCUAACACGGAGACAAUACGCAACAAGACCGAUUCAAUGCGCCGACAAUCUUCCGCUUUUGAAUUCCGAUCUAAACCGAUAGUGGAGCCAAUUUAUGAAAACCUGAGUCGGGAUACUGCCACCAGGGCCAGCUUGCGACGAAGAAACUCCAGUGUCAAGGAUCUAAUCAAGAAAAUGGAAAUGGAAGCACAGCGGCGAAUUGGAGCUCCCAAGGGGUAUUUUGACGCUCCACGGACAAGAACCCAAAGUAUUCCUGAAAAUGGAAAUACUAUUUAUGAAGAUGUUGUCCUGAUGGUUGAUAAUCAGUCCAAACCCUCUGAAGAUAUCAUCCCAACUACAAGUCUAAAAACUGAUGCUGCGUCACAGCCAGAGGAAAACAUGUUUGCUUCUCCACCUUCCUCUGAGGAGAUAUGGGUUGAUGGGUCAGAGUUCUUCAAGAAUGUACAACAAGCUAACCUCCCCCAGUGUGGACGCUCUUCUAUUGUAAAGAUCCGAACCGAGCAUCGCGGUCGAGUUCUGAACUCCGUAACAAAAUUUUCUGGUCCUCCCGGAUCCACCCCAGUCCGCCGAGGGGCUACCCCCGGCUCACGUCGGAUAUCCGCCAGAAUGGGUGUGUCGGCUAGCCCCUCCUGUCCUCCACCCCCGGUACACCGUCGACAGACCCUAACUGGAAUAAAGACUUCUGCCGGGUCUAGACCAAGCGGACAUUACACUGCUCCGACUAUAUCUACCCUAGCUAAGAAACGGGAUAAAAGUCCACUAGCGCCACCCCGACUUAAACGAAGUCCAACUGUUAGAACACUAGAGCGUAAGAAAUCGGAUGCAAAGAGUGGACAGAAAGCUGCUUCUGUUCGUCGGACGUCAUCUAAUACCGCUCCGUCAAGAAAGGGUAGCGAAGGUGGCCGGGGAAGAAGGAGAGAUGAUAGAAGGUUCUUAACCAUUGGUUACAAUGAGGAUGUUAGAAGUCCGCUCAAAGAAUGUCAAAACAUUCAUGCUAACGUUAAACGAUCAAACUCUGACCAGACGACAACCAGUAAGAAGGAAAUGAGGAAACCUGUAGCGGAGGCUGAGAAUACUUACCAAAACAUCCUCGUCUCAAGGACACAUAGCCUUAAAUCCGACCUCCUCAUGAGCCCCGCCUGUCCUCCUAACCUCACUCCUAAAGCUGAACGUGUACGAAGGGCGAAUUCUGAGAGAACUACGCCACGUCACACUCCAUACAAGACACCAUAUUCAGCCUACCGACCAUAUAGGGCGGAACUGGGAGACCAGGGAACGCCCCGAAGAUCUCCCAGAUUGUUGUAAGAAGGCGUGUCCGUGCCAAAUGUAUAAAUAUGAAAGACUGUUCUAUAUGCUUUAAUUCUUUAUUGUAUUAUCUUAUAAAUAUUAACACAAAGUUGUACGAUAUCUUGCACACGUUUUUUUAAUAGAUUUGAUCAUUUGAA
This is a messenger RNA of Eurytemora carolleeae, 3813 nucleotides long. Its product is annotated as serine/arginine repetitive matrix protein 1. The coding region runs from base 17 to 3673 and encodes 1218 amino acids. Lineage: Eukaryota; Metazoa; Arthropoda; Copepoda; Calanoida; Temoridae. The transcript is spliced from 17 exons. The record is from RefSeq and is a predicted model, not a curated record. Gene Ontology annotation, biological process: signal transduction.